AUGUUAAGCUUAUUUGCAUCGCAAGCUCUUUGCGGAGCGAAAUUCUACGUCAUGGCGACGUUAGAUCUCUUUGAUGACAACCAGAAUUUCAAAAAUGAAAGCCAGUUUACCUACUAUUUAGAUCGUCUUCGUUCUGCAGGCGUUGACGGCAUCAUGAUAGAUGUUUGGUGGGGUCUUACAGAAAAGCAAGAGAAGCAAUACGUUUUCACAGGUUAUCAUAAAGCAUUCGAUUACAUCAAGGCAAGAAAUUUGAAGAUUAUUCCAGUUUUCUCUUUCCACCAAUGCGGCGGAAAUGUUGGUGAUCAAUGCAAUAUUUCAUUACCAGACUUUAUUAUCAAAUCUGAGCAAGUUCCAUUCUUCAUUGACCAGGAUGGAAAAGAUGAUAAGGAGUACAUUUCACCUGCAUACGACAAUGUCGCUAUCACAACAAGUGGCAGAACACCACUCCACUGCUACAGAGACUGGAUGACCCAGUUCAAGAAGGAAUUCGGAACGAUGAUCGACAAUGGCGACAUUGCUGAGCUUGAAAUCGGUCUUGGUGCUUGCGGUGAAUUACGUUAUCCAUCAUACCAGUCAUGGAAGGGCUGGGAAUACCCAGGUUGCGGUGAAUUCCAAUCUUUCGAUUCCGAAUUUACAAAGCAGCUUACACAGGAUGCUAUUGCUGCCGGCCAUUCUGAUUGGGGCCAUCAUCCAACAAAUGUUGGUAACUGGACUACCAAACCAGGAGAGUCUGAUUUCUGGCGCAAUGGCACAUCCAACGGUUGGUCCUCCGCAUACGGCAGAUGGUACAUCAAAUGGUAUGCUUCAAAGCUUAACAACCACGGCGACAGAGUUCUUAACAUCGCAAGAGAACUUUUCCCACGUACACACCUUUCCGCUAAGAUUUCCGGUAUCCACUGGUGGUACAUGGAACCCUCACAUUGUGCUGAAACAACUGCAGGAUUCAACAACUUCGACGAUUACGAUGGUUAUCGCGAUACGCUCUCUGUUUUCAAGAAAUACAACGUCGAUGUUUGCUUUACAUGCCUUGAAAUGGCAGAAGGCAAUUACAGCUCUAAUCCACCUUACCUUGUCCAGCAAAUUAUCAACGAUACUGCUUGGGCCGGUCUCAACUUCGAAGGCGAGAACGCUCUUGCAAUCUACGACAAGGAAAACUACCAGAGGUGCACCAACUGGGUCUCAAAGGGACUCAAAGUUUUCACAUACCUUAGAAUGUGCUCUGAUCUCAUUGAUAAUAACACCAAAUUCAAGGAUUUCGAGGAAUUCGUUCAAAACAUGCACAACUAA
This is a messenger RNA of Trichomonas vaginalis G3, 1287 nucleotides long. Its product is annotated as glycosyl hydrolase. Gene Ontology annotation, biological process: polysaccharide catabolic process. The transcript has a single exon. Gene Ontology annotation, molecular function: beta-amylase activity. The coding region runs from base 1 to 1287 and encodes 428 amino acids. The record is from RefSeq and is a predicted model, not a curated record. Lineage: Eukaryota; Parabasalia; Trichomonadida; Trichomonadidae.